This is a messenger RNA of Exophiala aquamarina CBS 119918, 252 nucleotides long. RefSeq names its product dolichyl-phosphate mannosyltransferase polypeptide 2, regulatory subunit. The record is from RefSeq and is a predicted model, not a curated record. Bases 1 to 252 code for a protein of 83 amino acids. NCBI's taxonomy places the organism in Eukaryota, Fungi, Ascomycota, Eurotiomycetes, Chaetothyriales, Herpotrichiellaceae. Gene Ontology annotation, molecular function: enzyme regulator activity. The transcript is spliced from 2 exons. Gene Ontology annotation, biological process: GPI anchor biosynthetic process. Gene Ontology annotation, cellular component: endoplasmic reticulum membrane; dolichol-phosphate-mannose synthase complex.
AUGGCGAUGUUGAUAGCAGCCACUACGAUCUUCUUAUAUUACACUCUAUGGACUCUUCUUAUGCCUUUUGUGGACGAUGACCACCCGCUUCAAAGUCUAUUCCCUCCUCGUGUCUGGGCGAUUCGAAUACCAGUGAUUCUCACACUUCUUGGAUCAUCUGUAGUCGGUACAUUCCUUGCACUGGUCAUGAUUAAGAGCAACAGGAAGAAGGCAGCCAAGGCCAGAGCAGCAGCGGCCAAGAAAACAAAAUAG